Messenger RNA from Sardina pilchardus (European sardine), 1725 nucleotides. RefSeq names its product potassium voltage-gated channel, subfamily G, member 4b (gene kcng4b). Bases 1 to 1725 code for a protein of 574 amino acids. Gene Ontology annotation, molecular function: delayed rectifier potassium channel activity. The transcript has 3 exons. Gene Ontology annotation, biological process: protein homooligomerization; potassium ion transmembrane transport. Gene Ontology annotation, cellular component: voltage-gated potassium channel complex; membrane. NCBI's taxonomy places the organism in Eukaryota, Metazoa, Chordata, Actinopteri, Clupeiformes, Clupeidae. The record is from RefSeq and is a predicted model, not a curated record.
AUGCCCAUUAUCAGCAAUGCCAACCGGGACUUCAGCAACCUCUCCGUCAGCACAGACAACAGCAGCCUCGACCGCUUCUUCACCGAGAUCCCAGAGACCGAGAGCGUCAAAGGGGUCUACUACAAGCGGGCCCAAUUCCUCCGGGAGCCCAAGGCCCUGGGCAAAGUGGACCACGAGCAGCUGGCCCUCAUCAACGUGGGGGGCGACCGCUACGCCUUCCCCUGGAGCACGCUGGAGGAGUUCCCGCUGACGCGGCUGGGCCAGCUGCGCUUCUGCCGCAGCCGCGGCGACAUCUGCCGCCUGUGCGACGACUACGACGAGGCGCGGCGCGAGUACUUCUUCGACCGCAGCUCGGCGGCCUUCCGCGUCAUCCUCAACUUCCUGGCGGCGGGCCGGCUGCGGCUGCUGCGCGAGGCCUGCGCCGUGUCGCUCUGGGACGAGCUCAACUACUGGGGCGUGGACCCGGGCCACAUGGAGCGCUGCUGCCGCCGCCGCAUGAUGACCCACGUGGAGGAGACGGCCGAGCGCAAGCGGCGCGACGAGGAGCUGCGGCAGCGCCGGCAGGCCCUGGUGCAGCGCCCCCUAGAGGAGAAGGGCUGCCGCAAGGCGAUGACCAUGCUGCGGGACAUGGUGGAGAACCCGGAGUCGGGCUGGCUGGGGAAGACCUUCGCCGUCUUCUCGAUGGUGAUGAUCGCGGUGACCGUCAUCAGCCUGUGCAUCAGCACCAUGCCGGACCUCAGAGAGGAGGAGAGGAAGGGUGAGUGCUCUCAGAAAUGUCAGCACAUGUUUAUAAUUGAGACCAUCUGUGUGGUUUGGUUCUCGCUCGAGUUUGUGCUCCGCUUCGUCCAAGCACGCAGCAAGCUGGCCUUUGCCCGCGGGCCGCUCAACAUCAUCGACAUCGUGGCCAUCCUCCCGUACUACAUCUCCCUGAUUGUGGACGAGCGAGACAAGACGGAGGACGAGGUGGUCGGCGGCGGCGGUGGGGGCGGGGGCGGCCGAGGCUACCUGGACAAGCUGAGCCUCCUCCUGCGCGUGCUGCGCGCCCUGCGGAUCCUGUACGUGAUGCGUCUGGCGCGCCACUCGCUGGGCCUGCAGACGCUGGGCCUGACCAUGCAGCGGAGCACGCGCGAGUUCGGCCUGCUCCUGUGCUUCCUGUGCGUGGGCGUGGCGCUCUUCUCGCCGCUCGUGCACCUGGCCGAGAGCGAGCUGGGCACGGCGCCCACCACCUCCACGGCGGGCAUGGGCGCCCAGAGCUUCACCAGCAUCCCCGCCACCUACUGGUGGGCCAUCAUCUCCAUGACGACGGUGGGCUACGGCGACAUGGUGCCCAACAGCCUGCCCGGCCAGCUGGUGGCGUUCAGCAGCAUCGUCAGCGGCAUCCUCAUCAUGGCCUUCCCCGCCACCUCCAUCUUCCACCGCUUCUCCCGCUCCUACCAGGAGCUCAAGCACGAGCACGAGCUCAUGUACAAGGCCGAGCUGAAGGAGGAGCGCAUCGCCAACCUGGCGGCCCUCGCCUUCGAGGAAGCGCUGAGAGUGGACGAGAGGUCUCUUCCGUUCCCGGAGCAGGUGUGCGAGGACAAUGCUGUGGAGCACUGGGACAAUGGGAAGGCCCCACAUGAGGAACUUUGCCAGGACUCGGGGAUUCCCACCGUCAACGUCAUUGACCACGCCCACGUGGGGAAACCCUCUCAAGCUGCACCGGGAGCCGUGGCUUUCAGUCUUUAA